Molecule: messenger RNA, 1740 nt
Organism: Papilio xuthus (Asian swallowtail)
Lineage: Eukaryota; Metazoa; Arthropoda; Insecta; Lepidoptera; Papilionidae
Gene: ITP
Product: ion transport peptide
Exons: 3
Coding region: 358-684 (108 amino acids)
Biological process (GO): circadian rhythm
Cellular component (GO): extracellular region
Molecular function (GO): neuropeptide hormone activity
Source: RefSeq, a predicted model, not a curated record
CCCAAAGUUGAGGUCAAACACUUAGAUGCCUCACUUUGGUAGACAACAGGUGGGAGAUGGGCGACUUUUUACUAAUAAAAAAAAUAGUAGGCUUUCCAGUGAACGCGUGACGUACGCGUGACGUACGGCGGGCGCGUCGAGGCCCGGCCAAUGGCGGCGUUUACCGCCCCAUAUAUACUUGAACCGGCGACCGAACGACUCAAAGUUUAAACGCACGCUGUUCAGUUCGCACGAGUGUGUUCAAAGUGACCGUUCCCGCCGUCCAUACUCCACUCGCCGUUUGCCGCUAGCCGCUCGCCGCCCGCAGUACGAACGCGCGAAAGUGUUUUGUGUACAUCGUUCUCUACCGUAUAAACUAUGCAUCUAAGCUCAGUGGUGGUGGCGUUGGCAGCAGUCUGCGCGCUGGCGCCCGGCGCGGCCGCGUCGCCCGCCCCCGCGCACCACGUGGCGCGUCGCUCCUUCUUCAAGUUGCAGUGCAAGGGCAUCUACGACGCCUCCAUCUUUGCCCGCCUCGACCGCAUCUGCGACGACUGCUACAACCUCUUCCGGGAGCCCUCUCUCUACAAUCUCUGCAGGCAGGAAUGUUUUCAGUCAAAAUACUUCGAUGGUUGUGUGGAGACUCUGCUACUCACGGACGAAAAGGAGGAAAUUGAACAACUGGUCGACUAUCUCGGCAAACGCUAAGUUACCCCUAGCUCGCCGGACACCUUGCGACAUAUGACAAACAUGUACCCGACCGAGUCGAAACACCACCGUCGCAGAGUAAACUAUGACCAUCGCAUCAGUCACCGUGACUCCACCGCUUCGCCAACAAAAAGCAGAAACGACUGUCGUCUUCCUCCGCACCGACGUCUGCUUUCUAUCCUCAACGUAUUCUAGUCUUUACCGCGACAUAAAAUUUAUUUAUGUUUGCAACUAAUUGUAAUAUUAUCAUAAUUUGUGUUAGAUAAUGUGUAUACAAUUUUAAGGAUAUUUUGUGUAUUUAAUAGUUUAGACGGAAAAAAAAUGCAAAUUUUUGUGUUAGUCGAUGUUGUUGGCUUCUAUCGAGCUACAGAUGUGUAAAGUACGUUAAACAUUUCUUUUUUUACACCUCCUAGCUUUUUUAAAUUUUCACAUAAAUCUGGAUCAGACAAUCCCGGUUCGAUGCUGGCCAUCUCAUCCGAUCUGUCUUUGGUAAAAGAACUAAAAAAACAAUACUUUCCGACUGAAGUCUUUUAAAUUACAUUGCGACGCAUUCCAAGCACAGUAUUUAAAAACGCUUUUAACUUUUAUAUUUUGGUUUCUUUGACUAACAUUGCCUUAUAUUACUGACGGUAUUAUAUUAUGUAUUAUAUUAUGAUUUAGUGUUUGUAGACAUGUAAAUAUAUAAAUCGAUCGAACAAAAUGUAUCAACGGGUCCACAUAUAAUUCAACAAUGUCAUCUUUUUUGGAUAAAAAAUCGAUUUUUUUCUAUUCUGUUCGAUUUACUUUUUUUACAACAAAUAAAAACAAAGUUGAAAUAUUACUCAAAUAUGACCUGUUGAAUUUGUUGUGUGACAUGUUCUAUUAAUUUUUUUUUAUUUUAAUGAUAUUUAGUUUUAAUUGCACAUUUUGUAUUUAAUGCAUCACAUAUGCUUAUAUUUACUUGAGCCAUAUUGGUAACCUUCGCGUUACAUCAACGAAGCAAAGGACAUACUUGACUCAUCCAAAUGUUAACAACCUUUUUGGUAAGUGUUGUCAGUAACUGGCAACACUAUAGAA